Dendrobium catenatum is the source of this 837-nucleotide messenger RNA. Its product is annotated as early light-induced protein 1, chloroplastic. The record is from RefSeq and is a predicted model, not a curated record. Lineage: Eukaryota; Viridiplantae; Streptophyta; Magnoliopsida; Asparagales; Orchidaceae. The coding region runs from base 108 to 686 and encodes 192 amino acids. The transcript is spliced from 3 exons.
CUUCUUCUUCACUAAUCCCUUCAACCACUGCAACUUUGCACCAAGCUCUUCGUUCUUCCACUGUACUAUAAGACUUCAUUCUAGACUUGGAGAUUUCUCGAAUCGAAAUGGCUACAACAGUGUCCGCCGUUUCACCGUCCUACGCGACCGGGAUCACGUCACGAGGCUUCAUCAAGCAAAGUAAGGCACCAUCUCUACCAUCAUUGCACCGCCGCAGCACAGCAGUCGGCGGUGGCCGCGCCGUCCAGUGCCAGGCCAAGGAUAACUCUAACGAUGGUGAAUCCGGACCAGUCCUCAACCUUCGGGAAGCGAUACCGGAAGCAAAACAAGAACUCAAAGCCAAGGGCAAAACCUUCUGGGACGCGAUGUCGUUCAGUGGACCGGGCCCCGAGAGGAUCAACGGCCGGCUUGCUAUGGUCGGGUUCGUCUCGGCCGUCGCGGUCGAGGUUAUGCGAGGAGAGGAUCUGGCGGCACAGCUCGCAAACGGCGGCGUGUUAUGGUUCGCCGGCGCGGCGGCGUUGCUCUCGGUGGCCUCACUGGUUCCGUUAUUUCGCGGUGUGGACGCGCCGGACCGGUCCGAUGCGCCCAUGACAGCUGAUGCGGAGAUAUGGAACGGCCGGUUUGCUAUGCUGGGGCUUGUUGCUCUUGCUGCCACUGAGUAUGUUAAGGGUGGCCCGCUCGUCUAGGCUUCUUUGCAGUAGCCUAGUCUUGUUUACUGCCAUGGUUUUGUGCAGUUGUUGUGUACAUGCAGUUUUUGUAGCAAGUGGAUUUGUAGAUUAUAGUUAGUAAUAUAUUUAAAUAAACUGAGCUUUUAAAAUAAACAGGCUUGUAAAUCAA